Molecule: messenger RNA, 1971 nt
Organism: Myotis daubentonii (Daubenton's bat)
Lineage: Eukaryota; Metazoa; Chordata; Mammalia; Chiroptera; Vespertilionidae
Gene: C13H10orf62
Product: chromosome 13 C10orf62 homolog
Exons: 1
Coding region: 1203-1862 (219 amino acids)
Source: RefSeq, a predicted model, not a curated record
GAUAUAAUUUGGGGUGUGGGCCAGCCUGUCAGUUGUCUGUGCCUUUGGAGAGCCUGGCGGGCUGGCCCACCUGCUCACACCAGCACUGUGCCCAUGUACGGGGUGGGUCGGGGUGGUGGUAUAUUCUGGGUUCGCAGGGGCAUCACCAAGACAAGAUGCAGCAGCCGCAUCCUGAAAUGGCCCCAGGGAUCUGGGGCCCGGUGACUGCUCUUGUCCUAUCUGCUCUGCCUUCUCAGCCCUGCUGUCUUCCCCUCCCCCAUUUGUGACCUCAUGUUAUUCUAGAAUGAGUUCCUUGCUGGACCCCUUUUCCUUCUGGACCCUGCUCCAUAACGGGGCUGGGGGCUGCAGGUGGGGAUGGAAUGCGCUGGCAGCAGAUAUGGGUCCUGGAUGGAGAGAGAUGCCGCCUCAGGUGGCCAGGAAUGGAUGCCAGCCUAACCAAGGGUGUCCUUCAACCACGAACAGCUUGAUCUAGAACAGUGGUUCUCAACCUUCUGGCCCUUUAAAUACAGUUCCUCAUGUUGUGACCCAACCAUAAAAUUAUUUUCGUUGCUGCUUCAUAACUGUCAUGUUGCUACUGUUAUGAAUCGUAAUAUAAAUAUCUGUUACGCAGGAUGGUCUUAGGCGACCCCUGUGAAAGGGUCGUUCGACCGCCAAAGGGGUCGCGACCCACAGGUUGAGAACCGCUGAUCUAGAAACCUCUGCCUGCUGGGAACCACUGGAUAGCAGAGGAGAGAAACCAAAGGCUGGAAGAUAAGAAGGACUGAGUUGCAGAAUGGGUCACAAGUAGAAGACAGAAGGGACUCAGAGUUGGGGAAGCUGCCCUUCCACUGACCUUGGGGAUAACCGUCAGGGUGGGAGACAGAACCUGGGCCUCAGACAAUGCCUGCCGGGGUCGACAUGAGGGAUGCUGUAGCCUUCUCCCCCCCGCCCCCCCCCCCCAGCCAAUGAACCUCAUAAUGGGGUUCAUUGCUGAGGCGGGAGGGGUAUCCUAGGAAGGGUGCAGCGGUGGGCCGGCCUGCCAGACACCCACAGGGAGCCUGCCCUUUCAAGCAUGAAACAUACCACCCGGGCUCCCCCUGUCCCAGUGCACUCUUAGCUCUGCCUGCCUGGCUAGGGUCCUGGAGAACUUCUUGGAGCUCAUCCAGCAACCAUCAUGCAAGGUGGUGCUGGGGACGGUCCUCUUAAUCGGAGGUGGAAGCCUCAUGCUGUGGCUUCGGAAGAGGAGUAGGAGGAGGAAGAUAGCCUCUGUGUCGCCACAAGAGGAGCAUGAGCCACAAGAAUGCCACAAAGCGCAGAAUGAGAACUGGAUCAAAUCUCACUUUAGCCGCCUUUCCGACGAGAAGCUGGCCCCCGGCAGCGCCCCCGCCCCCCAGCCUGAGACUGUCAACCGAGAGGCCGGCACCACGGUUCACAUGGAGAACCCCGCCUCAAGGGAGCCCUUCGCCAACAAGCAGAAGGUGCCUGCGUACUCAGUGGUCAGAGAGACCCACAAGGAGUCCUCAUCCACAGAUGAGGCCACGUGGGCCGCCGUGGCUGCUAGUACUAAGGAGCUUGACACCAAGGGACGCCAGCUGGCCAACUCCAUGCUGCAGCGGGCCAUGGUGUACCGGAACUCAGGCCACCUGGAGUCCAAGGACCUCAACCAAGAGGAGCUGAAGGCCCUCCAGGAGGUGGAGAUAAAGCUGAAGAGCAAUUUCCUCGCGCAGCGGGAAACCACUGUCGCUGGUAUGAACCACACACACACCUUCCAUGGCCAUGGUCACCAUGGCCACCAGGACCAUCCAAGCCACCCAAACCACCACCAGAGCCACAGCCUGCCCAGCCGCAGCCAUCAGACCUAUCAGCCCUUCGAAGCCAUCUGACCUCGGAUGGAGAAGCCCCUCCCCCCAACAGGGCUGGCAUACAAUCACAGGCCUGUGUUCUCUCCCGUGGGACAGCCUCUGUGGCCCAGAGUGAGAUGCGGUCAUCCCA